Molecule: messenger RNA, 1424 nt
Organism: Drosophila gunungcola (fruit fly)
Lineage: Eukaryota; Metazoa; Arthropoda; Insecta; Diptera; Drosophilidae
Product: outer mitochondrial transmembrane helix translocase
Exons: 1
Coding region: 101-1243 (380 amino acids)
Cellular component (GO): mitochondrial outer membrane
Molecular function (GO): ATP hydrolysis activity; ATP binding
Source: RefSeq, a predicted model, not a curated record
UUCAAAUUUUGUUAAGUUGCAGGAGCCAUUCUGUCGUUUGCCAUUUGAUUUCACAUUUUAGAAUUGACAUUUCGUCCGACAGAAAUUUGAGUGAUUUAUAAUGGACUCGCCGGACGGAUCGCGUGGCCAUAUCCUGGGCAUGGUGGCGCGGGUGUGUGCGGUGACGGCUAUUACCUACUACAGUGCCAAGUGGAUGAUCGGCGCACUGGAUCCCAACAGCAAGGUGCGCAAAAAGGCCAAACAAUUGGCGGAGCAGCAACUGCGCAAACUGAACUCGGCGGCCAGUAGUGCGGCCCAAAAUUUGCGGAGCCGUGACUUUAACGAGCACGAAAUGGUGAUCGCCACGCAUCUGGUGGCCCCCGAGGACAUCGAUGUCAGUUGGUCGGACAUAGCCGGCCUGGAUGCGGUCAUUCAGGAGCUGAGGGAAACAGUGGUGCUGCCGGUACGCCACCGCGAGCUCUUCAGCCGCUCCCAAUUGUGGCGAGCGCCCAAGGGCGUCCUGCUGCACGGACCGCCAGGAUGUGGCAAGACUCUGAUUGCCAAGGCCAUGGCCAAGGAUGCUGGAAUGCGGUUCAUCAAUCUGGACGUGGCCGUGCUGACGGACAAGUGGUACGGCGAAAGCCAAAAGUUAGCCACUGCCGUCUUUACGCUGGCCCAAAAACUUCAGCCCUGCAUCAUUUUUAUAGACGAGAUCGACUCCUUUCUGCGCAUGCGCGGCUCCGGGGACCACGAGGCCACCGCCAUGAUGAAGACCCAGUUUAUGCUGCAGUGGGACGGCCUGAUGAGCAGCGCCAACAGUUGUGUCCUCGUCCUGGGGGCCACCAAUCGGCCGCAGGACCUCGACAAGGCCAUCCUGCGCCGCAUGCCGGCACAAUUCCACAUCGGAGUGCCGCUCGACUGCCAGCGACAGGCCAUCCUUCAGCUGAUCCUGCAGAGCGAGCAGCAGCAUCCUUCGGUCAAUCUAAUGGAGCUGGCACGGCUCACGCCUGGCUUCUCGGGAUCUGAUCUUCGAGAGCUGUGUCGCCACGCCUCCAUGCACCGCAUGCGGCAGUUCAUGCGCGAAAAGCUGAACACUGGCGAAGACGCGUUUGAGGAGGACUUCGAGGCGAAGGACCAAAGCUACCUCGACUGCGAGCAGCUGCAGCUACACAUGGAAGACCUGCUCAAGUCGCUGACCGUCAUGAAGAUAUCAAAGUUUCAGGCGCACAACGCCUUCAUCGAAAAGGAUCUGGACUUGGACUGAGUUGGCUGAAUAGAAAUUAAAAAUUGCUGACAAUAAAAGCUGCAUGUUCUUGAAUCAAUCUAUUAAGAAUAAAUUUGCAGUUUCCCUGUUCGAAUUGUUAACAUAUUAAAUAAUAAUUUGAUCGAAUGUGCGAAAAUAAAUCAAAUAUGUGAAUUUUAACUAUAGUUAAGCUGUUAAACUU